UACAAGUAUAUUUGAGGAAGUUGCUUCCACUGCCACUAUCCUUGCCUUAUGUUUCACACAUUUCAAGAGAUUUUAAUGUUUGAACACUCAACACAAGUUACUGAAAAUUCUGAAAAGCACAGUUCACAUUUCACUUUGUCAAUACAAUUGCAAACUUUUUUUCAAAAACGAAUAAUCCUGUUUUAAUUCAUCAGUAAACACAAGGUUUCUUUUAGGCAUUUUUGAGAUUAAAUUAAUUUAAUGCACAAUACAAAAUAAUUGCAAAUGCCGACUAGCAAUUCAAACUCGACUAAGAUAGGACGUGUGAAACAAUGACGUGCCAGUGUAAGUUUUAGUAUUGCCAACUCUAAUUGAAACAAAAUAUGUAAAAAAUGAAAAUAAAAACGUCCAGAUCUCAUCAACUACAUGCUAUUAUAAUUUCUGUGAAAAAUAAAACAUCUAAAUUCAUGAGGCCACAUGCUAUAAAUUUUGGGGGAAAAUAUCUAGACAACAUUAAAAGUACUUAGGUCUAGAUACAAAAUAUUUAGAUUGGCAACAGUAAGUGUAAUAGAGGGGAUAUUUUAGUUAUCAAAUCACAAUUUUACCCAAGGCUGCACUAUUUUUACUUCUUGUAUAUUUGGCACUUGUAAUAUGUAUUGUAUUAAAAUGUUAAAAUGUAAAAUAUUAGUGAGUCCGCCAGGUGGCCAUCGUUGCUGAUGCAUCACGGGAACGGUACCUGAGCGCUCACUUUGGUUGUAACCUCGAGACAAUAAAUAUAACAUGGCGCAGUCGACAAACGUUUAGAGAAAGACGAAAGAUUCUCCCGUACUGGAUUCAACAUGUCCACGUUUCAAAAUCUUCCUCCUCCAAAACCAAUGUUGGUAGAAGGUGACUUAGGAGCGAAUUGGAAGAAAUUUAAGAAAAGUUACCUACUUUAUUCGACGGCGACCGAACUCACGACGAAGAACAAUGAAACUCAAGCCGCCAUCUUGCUCCAUUGUUUGGGAGAAGAUGCACUAGAAAUUUUUGAAACAUUAGAACUUAGUGAGGAAGAAGCGAAACAGCCGAAUGUAAUUCUAGAAAAACUCGAGUUGUAUUUUAUUCCGAAAAGCAACCAAAGUGUUGAGAGUCACAAGUUCAACACUCGUGUGCAAGGACUGAGCGAAGCCUUUGACGAUUUUUUAGCAGACUUACGUAAGCUAUCGAUAAAUUGUGAAUUUGGGAAUUUACGAGAUCGAUUAUUAAGAGAUAGAAUUGUGAGUGGUAUUCGUGAUCAGAAGGUAAAAGAACGUCUACUGCGAGAAACGGAGCUAUCAUUAACAAAGAUUUCUAUACAACAUGUGGGAAAAAAACGAUAA
Molecule: messenger RNA, 1337 nt
Organism: Centruroides sculpturatus (bark scorpion)
Lineage: Eukaryota; Metazoa; Arthropoda; Arachnida; Scorpiones; Buthidae
Exons: 2
Coding region: 819-1337 (172 amino acids)
Source: RefSeq, a predicted model, not a curated record